Messenger RNA from Acanthaster planci (crown-of-thorns starfish), 3643 nucleotides. RefSeq names its product cytochrome P450 2J4-like. Lineage: Eukaryota; Metazoa; Echinodermata; Asteroidea; Valvatida; Acanthasteridae. The record is from RefSeq and is a predicted model, not a curated record. Gene Ontology annotation, cellular component: cytoplasm; intracellular membrane-bounded organelle. Gene Ontology annotation, molecular function: heme binding; oxidoreductase activity, acting on paired donors, with incorporation or reduction of molecular oxygen, reduced flavin or flavoprotein as one donor, and incorporation of one atom of oxygen; steroid hydroxylase activity. Gene Ontology annotation, biological process: xenobiotic metabolic process.
AUACGUGGAAGAAGAGUACAGAGAUACACAAAAUGUGAUUUUAAGAAAAAACAUUUCCUGGAUACACAAAUUGCUAUCCAUUUGUUCUACAUCAAGGGGUCAACAGUGCUACAGGAUUCUGACCUUUGUAGAUUUAAAUUGUUUUAAAUUAAAACUAGAUAUGUUAAUAAUUUACUGUAAACUAUACUGAUACUAUGCACAUUUGUUUAAGUAUAGCUCUAAUUAGCUUCAGUCAUAUAAUGUUGGCUUGCAGCAUUAUACUAUCGCUUUAAAGAAUAUGUGGUAGGUUUUUGUCACUGAGUGAUCCAUGGUUGUUACUCGGCUUUAAUUGUUACAGCAGAUGAUGGCUAGAUUGUAGAUUAUUACAGUUGAUGAUGACUAGAUUGUAGAUUGCCGUAAGACGAUUAGAAGUUUUACAAUGUGAAUUGUCAAAUUCCCUUUAAAAUGCAAAUGUAUUAAGUUUUCACAUGGGUAGCAAGCUUAGAGCAAAUCUACGUAACUAGAGCUGCCCUAAUAAAUUAGCCACCAAAACUGAAGCGCCCUUUGGUAUGGGGGCGGUACGUCAGAUAGUCCAUCAAGAUUGCAAAUCAGCUUGUCACAGGAAAGGUCAGAUAAACUGACAUUUUGUGUGGCAAACGUUUAAACAAAAAAAAAACAGACGCGGAACAACAUCAUGCAGAAAAAAGUUAACAUGUUCAGUUCAUGUCACAGCGGAGUCUGUUUAACCCUCUUUGGUACAAAGGUUGUAGAAUCCACAAAGCGACAGAUCACAUCCACGACGGCCUUAAAGUGACUGGUGUGUACCCGAGAAACAGGCGACGGAUACCUGAAGUGACAGCACUAUGGAUCUUUUAGAUGUCUGGAACCACAUCGAUGUCCGCGCAGCCCUCAUUGGUUUCGUGUUGUUCGUAUUCCUCUUCUGGGUUUUGCGCCGCCCAAGAAACCUUCCUCCAGGCCCCUGGGGCUGGCCUCUGCUGGGUUACUUACCACAACUUGCAAGGACAAAAGGACCAAUCCACGAGGCCUUAGUAGAACUGUCCCACAAAUAUGGAAGCGUCGUGAGCUUCUCGGUGGCCAAUCAGCUUGUCGUUCUACUGCAAGAUUAUGACGUCAUGAAAGAAGCAUUUGCCCAGUAUGAGUUAAGUGGACGGCCACGAUUCGAGAUCAGUCAGAUAACUCUACCAGGUUACGGUGUCCUGUCUGCCUCUGGUCAGCCUUGGGUUGAGCUCCGUCGGUUCGCAGUGAAAACCCUCAGGAGUCUUGGAGUGGGCAAGUCAAGCUUUGAGGAGCACAUCACCACGGAAAUCAAGUAUCUAAUGGAGGAAAUCCGCAAAACAAAUGGAAAGACUCUAAACCCCAGACACGUGGUGGAAAACGCCGUGUCCAAUGUCAUCUGUUCUGUAGUCUUCGGGAGACGGUUCGAGUACACAGACUCAAGAUUUAAGCGGCUCUUGGAGAUCCUGAACGAACUGUUUGAGCUGAUUGGAGCUGGCGGUGUUAUCCAGUUUGUACCCAUAUUUGCCAAGAUGCGGUUCCUUCCUUUGGUAAAACAACUCAUACACACCAACUUGAGUUUCGACGAGGUUCUGUAUCAACUGCUCUACAAUAGGAAUGGCCAACAAGGAGAUGUGGACUUCAACGAGAAUCCGCGAGAUUUCGCGGGUGCUUUUAUCAAGGAGAUGUGUGACAAAGAGAAUCAAGGUGUCCAGACAUACAUGACCCCGUCAAGCAUGCAGUACACCUUUGGAGACCUGUUCGGGGCUGGCACAGAGACAACCUCUACAACGCUGCGGUGGGCGUUGCUCUUCAUGGUCGGCUACCCUGAAAUCCAGUCGCAGGUUCAGAAAGAGAUUGACAGCGUGGUUGGACGUAACAGGCUACCCAGGCUUUCAGAUAAGUCUGAACUUGCCUACGUAGAAGCCGUCCUCAGUGAAGUUCAACGUAUGGGUGACAUUGUGUCUCUGGGGGUGCCUCACAAGUGCAUUGAAGACACAACACUGCGAGGAUAUCACAUCCCCAAGGGCUCUCUCAUCGUUGCCAAUAUGUGGAGCGUUCACCACGACCCAGUCGAGUGGCCCAAUCCCAGCGAGUUUAGACCAGAGCGAUUCCUGGAUGACGAGGGCAAGCUGGUUAGGCGUGAUAAACUCAUCCCUUUUGGAAUAGGUCGCCGUGUGUGUCUGGGGGAGCACCUUGCUCGGAUGGAACUCUACAUUAUGUUCACCUGCCUUGCGCACCAGUUUCACUUCCAAACACCAGAGGGCGCUGGGCUCGUCUCGUUCGAGGCGCUUCAAGGCAUAACGCACGCCCCGGCACCAUUCGAAAUCUGCGCAAUCCCGCGAGAUAAUUAGCAAUGCAUAGCUGCCUAUCAACUUAAUCGUUUUUUCAAGAAUUCAUACCAUAUUUGGAGUGCAUAAUAUUUACUGGUAGUCUCUUAACUCACAAAAAGGAGAAAAGGGAUGAAGGCAUGAAAUCAAGGGAAGAAAUCUGAGAAUUGUGUACCUUCACAGUGCUCCCCGUACAUGAACAGAUUUAAUGAGAAACUUAACACGAAUUCAAUGAGACUUUAAUUCAUGAUAGGAAAUCUUUCCUGUCAAAUUACUGUGACUUUCCACUUCCACCGAUAAAGUAAAAUGAACAGACUUCAGCAUUUGGUCUUAAUGCAAAUGAAAAUUUCCAUUUUCAUGAGUCAAAGGAUGAUGUGAUCCAAGGUAGACUGGUAGCGUCGCCAUAUGGCGGACACAAUGUGUUUGCUAAAUAAUUAUGUACCCAUUUCAAAUACAGCACUGAUGCCUGUCUCCCCUUACUUCGAAAAGACUUAUAGCUCUGUUUGUAGUUUACACAUAACACUCUUUUCCACUUUUUGAUAGAAAGGUCCUGAAUUUAUUUGUUUAUCGUGUUACGCAGCUUGUUUGAACUAUACACGGGCAAUUCUUCAAUGCUUCAUUGGUAGGUAAUUUUAAAAGAGUUUUCCGGUAGUUUUCGUAUGCGAUUUGAAAAAGUUUGCCUGUAUGGCAAAAGCAAUUUAGCGCCUUUAAUAAUGAUUAAUGAAAGGCUUUUGUAAGAAAUAGAAAACUACCACCUUCUUGUAACUUCCAUUGAAAAGAAGUAUGUAGACCUCGUAGUAAUGCAAAUAGUACUUUGUAUGAAGAGAAGUUGAGCUGAAUGUCCACUGUAAUGUUGCCAUGAAUAUCCCUUUAAACUGCCAUUAGCAUGUAGUGCAUUUAGUACAAAUUGUGUCCUGGAACGGAGGAUAAAAUUUAGUUUUUUGAUAUAGAAAGGGAAAUGUUUCAGGCUAAAAUCGCCAAACCUUAGUCCCUAAAAUUCCCUUUCACUUUCAGUUUGGCAGGAUUUCAAAUUCAAAGAUUAGAAUUAAUUAUUUAAUAAUUAAUUAUUAUUAAUUAAAAAUUUCGCGGUACAUCCUGCUUCCGAUCCGCCCUUUCAACUCUCGACAAACAAUUAUUAUCGAUAUAAUCGACAGAGAGAUAAUGCUUGAAAUCUAAGUGAAUUUAGAGCAAAGAUACAUUGCGUAGUGAGAAAUUACUACUACUGGCCAGAUUUGCAGUGAACAAUAAUUCAAUUUACGAUUAUCAAAUAUCCAGAUGUUUUGCUCUGAUUUAGAAGCAAAUAAUAGCGGACUUGAGCU